Molecule: messenger RNA, 579 nt
Organism: Asterias rubens (European starfish)
Lineage: Eukaryota; Metazoa; Echinodermata; Asteroidea; Forcipulatida; Asteriidae
Product: gonad-stimulating substance-like
Exons: 3
Coding region: 189-548 (119 amino acids)
Cellular component (GO): extracellular region
Molecular function (GO): hormone activity
Source: RefSeq, a predicted model, not a curated record
GGAUUCAGCAGGCUAUAUAAAGAGAUCAACUUUUCUCACAACUUCUUCACAUUUGUUGGCGGUUUGCUACUCACUGUUUACACAGGGAUCUCAUGGUGUUAUACUCAAAAGUACUUAAGUCGAAACCCGGAGAUCAUCAACACACGGAGAGGAGCCUCUAACCCGCAGUAUUCCAACGAGAUUCGGAAAUGACAUCGUGCAGCCACCAAAUGCUGGCCUUGCUGUCAGCCGUUUAUAUUUUGAUCUUCUUCCUUGGGGGUCUACCAGCCGUCCACGCCAGAAGUGAUCAUGCGAGUGUCAAGCACUUCUGUGGAUUGGAAUUCUCCUACGCUGUGGUGACGGCUUGUGGGGAGGCUAAACGAUCAAUACGCUCGGCGCCCUUUUUUGACAUGUUUCCAGUUUUCAAAUCUCCAGAACGGAUACCAGCCGACUUCGACGAUUCAAGCAUGAUCCAUGUGCGAAAGAGGCAGGAUUACCAGGGAAUGGCCACCUAUUGCUGUACCAACGGAUGCACCAUUAGUCAACUAACCAACUCAGGAAUUUGCUGAGAGACCCCCGCCCCACCCAACCCUCACCCCC